This is a messenger RNA of Delphinapterus leucas (beluga whale), 1226 nucleotides long. The record is from RefSeq and is a predicted model, not a curated record. Lineage: Eukaryota; Metazoa; Chordata; Mammalia; Artiodactyla; Monodontidae.
AUGGCCAUCGUUGAGUGGUGCCAGGUCAGCAUGACCAUGCUGGGGCUCAUAGUAGAACCUUUACAGGAAACAUGUUUCUUUCUGUUUGUUGUAGGCGAACUGCUCCUGCUCUCAAGUAUGAUUUUCCUGCUCCCGGUGGUGUGUGGCUGCCCAGAGAGGUGCCGCUGUCACUCACCUUCAAAUUUUGUAGACUGCAGCCGGCAGGGUCUGGCUGAAGUCCCUUCCGAUCUGCCUCCUCAGACUCUAACCCUGCACUUACAAGAUAACCAGAUACGUCAGCUUCCGGCUUCUGCAUUUAAGUCAGUGCCACAGCUCACAACCUUGAACUUGUACAACAAUUCUCUUUCAAAUCUGACCUCUGGAGUUUUCCAUGGACUUCAGCACUUGCGGGUCUUAAACCUAACCCAGAAUUCCCUGCAUUCCCUGGAAAGCAGACUUUUCCAUUCCCUCCCACAGCUGAGGGAACUUGAUUUAUCAUCAAACAACAUAAGCCACCUUCCCACAUCCCUGGGUGAGCCUUGGGAGAACCUAACUGUAUUUGCGAUCCAACAAAACCAGCUUCAGCAGCUCGGUCGAGCCCUCCUAGAAUCCAUGCCCAGAGUGAGGCAUUUAUUUCUCAAGGACAACCUCUGGAAAUGCAAUUGCCACUUGCUCAGUCUUAAACUCUGGUUGGAGACGUUUAUCUAUAAAGGGGGAAUAACAGACAGCAUCAUCUGUGCCUCACCGGACACCUGGAAGGGAAAGGACCUCCUUAAAAUCCCUCACGAGCUGUACCAGCCCUGCCCUUUUCCUUCUCCAGACCUGGAGUCAUCACAGGUGCAGCAGCUAGGUGCUGCCCACCGGGCUGUACCCAGGCCCCCUGAGAGCCACAGCUCAGGGGAGCGAGACCACUGGGAGUGUGAGAUCAAACCCAAGCCGAGGCCAGCCAAUCUGCGCCACGCCGUGGCCACCAUCAUCAUCACAGGGGUGCUGUGUGGGAUCGUGUGUCUCAUGAUGUUGGCGGCUGCCAUUUAUGGCUGCACCUAUGCAGCUAUUACCGCCCAGUACCAUGCGGGACGCUCGGCUCAGAUCAAUGAGCCUGCGAAGACAGAAGGAAAAGAGCUCUUUGACAGCUCAAUGGCCUGAGAGCUUUCAUCUCAAAUAGGAAUAAUCAUUAUAGGCCAGAAGAAAGUUUCUGAGUAGGGCUGAUGGUUCACUGUUACUGCCUCAUUUUCUUUUUCCAAAAG